Molecule: messenger RNA, 3145 nt
Organism: Caretta caretta (loggerhead turtle)
Lineage: Eukaryota; Metazoa; Chordata; Testudines; Cheloniidae
Gene: ATP6V0D1
Product: ATPase H+ transporting V0 subunit d1
Biological process (GO): proton transmembrane transport
Cellular component (GO): proton-transporting V-type ATPase, V0 domain
Molecular function (GO): proton-transporting ATPase activity, rotational mechanism
Source: RefSeq, a predicted model, not a curated record
CUUCUCCGUCACGUGAGCGCCGCGCGUGUCACGUGAUUCGCAGCGGCCGGUCCCCCAGUCCCCGGGAGCGAGCCGGGUCCGCGGCCGCCGCCAUGUCGAGCUUCCCCGAGCUCUACUUCAACGUGGACAGCGGCUACCUGGAGGGGCUGGUGCGGGGCUUCAAGGCUGGCGUGCUGAGCCAGGGCGACUACGUGAACCUGGUGCAGUGCGAGAGCCUGGAGGAUUUGAAGCUGCACCUCCAGAGCACGGAUUAUGGGAACUUCCUGGCCAACGAAGCCUCCCCCCUUACUGUGUCCGUCAUAGAUGACAAGUUGAAGGAGAAGAUGGUGGUGGAGUUUCGUCACAUGAGGAACCACGCGUAUGAGCCAUUGGCGAGUUUCCUGGACUUCAUCACUUACAGCUACAUGAUCGAUAACGUCAUCCUGCUGAUCACCGGAACGCUGCACCAGCGCUCCAUCGCGGAGCUGGUGCCCAAGUGCCAUCCUCUAGGAAGCUUUGAGCAAAUGGAAGCUGUGAACAUUGCUCAGACCCCUGCGGAGCUCUACAACGCAAUCUUGGUGGACACGCCCCUGGCUGCCUUCUUCCAGGAUUGCAUAUCCGAGCAGGACCUUGAUGAAAUGAACAUCGAAAUCAUCCGAAACACGCUGUAUAAGGCAUACCUGGAAUCCUUCUACAAGUUCUGCAAGAUCCUGGGAGGCACAACUGCAGACGCCAUGUGUCCAAUCCUGGAGUUUGAAGCUGACAGGAGAGCCUUCAUCAUCACCAUUAACUCGUUUGGCACGGAGCUCUCCAAAGAGGACCGAGCUAAGCUGUUCCCUCACUGCGGAAAGCUCUAUCCUGAGGGGCUGGCCCAGCUAGCCAGAGCAGAUGACUACGAGCAAGUCAAAACAGUAGCGGACUACUACCCUGAAUACAAACUGCUGUUUGAAGGAGCCGGCAGCAACCCUGGAGACAAAACCCUGGAGGACCGUUUCUUCGAGCAUGAGGUGAAGCUGAACAAGCUGGCUUUCCUCAACCAGUUCCACUUCGGGGUUUUCUACGCCUUUGUCAAGCUAAAGGAGCAGGAGUGUCGCAACAUCGUGUGGAUUGCCGAGUGCAUUGCGCAGCGGCACCGCACCAAGAUUGACAACUACAUCCCCAUCUUCUAACCGCCCUCGGCCCUCCUGCUGCCGGGUGGCACCCAGUGGAACUGCCCAUCCCCCCCGCCCCUCCCAGUACAUUCUGAAUGGGCUCUGUCCUAGCUCCGGGGAUGGCUCCUCUCUGGCACUGAUGGAAACGGGACAGUCUGUUGUUCCGGAGCGGCCAUUGUUUGCGUGAGUUGUGUGUGCUGUGCGGGUCCAGUGGGCCCUGGGAGGCGAUGUAGCAGGAGGGCUCCAGUCCCUGUAUUAUCAUUGUACCUGUGUCACUGUACUGAUCCGCUGUGUGUGCGUACGCUGAGCGAGCCAGUGCUGAUCUCUGAGGGAACUGGCAUCUCUCAGCAAUUAACUCCUUGCUCUAGAGUGACUCAUUAGAUGUGUUGCCGGAGUUUAAAUGUCCCCUUUACCAAGGCUAAGACUCGAGCAGUCUAGCUCCGGUAAAGUAUUGUCCCCAGAGGCUUCUUGUGAGCGUGUUUCUCUUGCCUCCCUUCGUGCGGCAGAUGCUGCUGUGUAAUUCCUGCAUCAUCUUGUGUCUGAAUCCUCCGAGGGCAGAAAACCGAGCAGCCCUUGUCCGGAGAGCAGAGGCAGAGGUUCCUGCUGGCUAUUGCAGGGCUCUGAGCAGCACGCAGUGACCCCGUCCUUCCCCCCCGUCGCCAGGCUGCACUUUCUUCCUGUGGACCUGCUGGUGCUGAGGCAGGCCAGUCACUGAAGGGGGGACCCAGCGAGCAAAUGCCUUUGCCCCUGAAAGAUUCUUGCUAACCUGCCCUCAACCUGGGAACAGGUCUCGAGCGAGGCUGGCCCUGCAGUGGCUGUGGGGACAGUACGUGCCUACUGCUGAGUGCAGGUGCUAGCCAGCCUGUCCAACCCCCAUGGCUACCUCAGGGUCCCCUCUGCAUUGCUCACCUGGCCCCACUAGCUGCUACUCUCCUUCUGGGAGCCCCUGGCCUCUGCCCAUUCCUGUGGGCUCUGAGCUGGCUGUCCUGCCAGGCUGGCUGCCUGUAUCCCAGGAGCAGCCCACUGCUUCCUUUACAAACUGCAGUGACAGGCCAUCUGCGAGCAUGUCCAGGUGUGCAGUGAGCAGGCCCCACACCCUUCUGCUCCAUGGGUAGGAGCACGUGUUCCCAUAACUGCAAGCUCAUUCCCAGAUUCUGGGGGCAGGUGAGUGGCUGCUGGCUCGGUUUCCCCAGGCGGUAAGAUGGUCAUUCAAAGGGAUCCAGAAGGCCACUGAAGUGACCUGUUGCUCUUUCUGGGCCAGGGGUUUAUGGGAAGCUGCCAAGCCCCAUCCUACCCCUGCUGGGUGUCUGGCACGAACACUGGGUAACUGCCUCGGCCUGUAAUCGCCCUGCGCAGGCAGGCUGGCUUGAAGAGCACACUUGCCUUCAGCGACAUGGUCUUUGCAGCCCGUUAAUGGAAAUUGAGACGGGGCAUGGGAGACCUGAGGAGCAUGGACUUUGAGCUUCUCCUACCUUCCCUGCUGCUGGCUUGGGGUCGCUGCUGCUCUGCACAUGGAGGGAGAGAGGGUGACUUCUGGUGCCCUUAGCUGCCUCCCACCCACCCACCCCCUUGCUCUCUGCUCAGAGCUCCCUUGGCCUGUGCUGAACUCCACCUUCCUGGCCCCCAGAGCACCCUUCUUUUCAGUCUCUGCAGCCCAGGCCCUGCUCUGCUGGGACCUGGAGUCAGGUUCCACUGCGUCUCUUUCCUUGGCUUACAGCCCCUCGCAGAUGAAGGUUGCUGGAAUUGCACUGUCCCCAAAGCAGGGCGCUCAGCAGGCGGGGGGCGGUCGUGGUUCCUGUCCAGGGCCUGGCCCAGCUGCUUAGCUGUCGAGCUCCAAGCUGGCAUUAGAAGGCUGUCUGUUCUCUGCUGCCGUGAAGCAAGCUUUGUGCUGCUCCUACAAGCAUGUGUAGGAGACUGGUAAGAACAGCCUGGCCGCCCUGCUCCGUCACUCUCUGCAGAGUGGUUUGCUGUCCUGGCUCCCCUCCCUCUGUGACAAUAAAUAUCUGCCUAAAGCA